ACUUUGCGCUUUCGCUGUUAUUGGGUACACUUUGCGCUUUCGCUGUUAUUGGGUACACUUUGCGUUUAAGCGUCGACGUCAUCGCCACUGUCCGACAUUUUUACGCCCAGCGGCCGGGAGGAGCGGCAGACAAAAGGUUUUCGCGAGGAUCUGCCUUGCGCCGGCGAAGAUGAACGCGGAUUCAGAAGGUGCAGACUAUGAGAACCCAGAGGAGGUCGAGGAGAAAACUCGUCUCAUCAACCAGGUUCUGGAGCUCCAGCACACGCUCGAAGACCUCUCGUCGCGUGUGGAUGCCGUGAAGGAGGAGAACCUGAAGCUGAAGUCCGAGAACCAGGUCCUGGGUCAGUACAUCGAGAACCUCAUGUCGGCAUCCAGCGUCUUCCAGACCACCGAUUCGAAGAGCAAGCGCAAGUAGUUGGCGGACGCCUCCCCUCCCGAGCCGCAACCUCGCGCUUUAGCCCCGCCGUCUUCAGGAGCCGAUUGGGCUGAGCACGUAGCCCGUGCUGAGCCGUGGGGGGUACGGGCGAGUAGGAGCGGUGAAGGCGUACAAGCGAUUCUAAGCCGGGGCGGUACAAUAUAGCCCGAUUCAGGCUCGGUUAAUUUGCGAUCAUGGUCCAAUUGGGGAUCGAUUCGUUGGGUGGGUUUUGGAUUCCUAAACUGACGCGAUAAAAAAUUGGGUGUGGGGGGGGGACGUGACAAGUCACAACACUCACUGCUGACGUGAUCGAAAUGUCAAAGCCACAAAUCGGCUGCUAAAUUGUCCAAUCUCUAAAAGCAUGCUUUGGAGAUUGGUAUCUACAUUUGUAUCAAAUUCAGACUAAAUUGAUGUUAAAAUGUAAGGAAUAACAGGACAUUGCGUUAAUAUGGUGCCCGUCAGGCCCAAGGUGUUACGCAAUACUUAACAAUCCAACUGCAAAGCAUAGUAACUAUCAAACAAGAUGUAUUACAGAAUAAAUAAAAACAUUUCAUUGCCGUUACGUUAAAUGUUAGUAAAUUCAUAAUUUUGAAUCCACGUAAGCCCGUUAACGUGCAAUCAAACUGAAAUUCAAUUGCAUUUUGUCUUUCGUAUCGCUCGGCUAUGAAUCGGGCUGGUGUGUGCCCAGGGUAGCGCUGUGCGUGUGCGUGCAUGCGUGUGCGUGCGUGCGUGUGCGUGCGUGCGUGUGCGUGCGUGCGCGUGCGUGCAUGUGUGCGUGCAUGCGUGUGUGUGCGGGAGUUUGUUCGAAAGGAGUUGUUUUGAGCAGUGGGGUGAAUGUCGCUUUGCGUGAUCCGUGUAAUCGACUGCUGUUCAGUGGUUUUUCUGCACCAUGACAGGCCGAGCAAAGGCUUACGGAAGUCCCAACAACUAUAAACACCCAAGGCCAGAAUAGGACUCUGACAGUAACGUUUUUUUAUACCUUAUUUCACUUCGUAAUAGCAACCUCCGUUUGCAUGCAGCCUCCAAUGGUGUAAUUUCCCGUCGCCACGUUAGCAGCUGUUCAGCCUCGUUUUCUAAAAUGCAACUCGUGCAGUAUUAACGUCAGCGUGUGGCACAAAAGCGGUGUACAUUUAAGUGAACGCGUCGCGACUUUAACUGUUGCAUGCGCAAUGUCGACGUAGUAAUUUAUUGUCGUCUGUUGUAUUUUUUUUUAUUAAGGUUAUCAUUGCCAUCAGCAUCGUUUGCGACUAAUGUGUGUAGCCAGACUUAGAAGCGUCUGUCCUUGAAUUAAUACUUUACCACCGUAAUUAUGAUUAGAAGAGGACAAUGACAUAGACAUUUUGGCAGACCUUGGCUCUGCUUAAGAGCAGACAGGCGCCAUUGGUAAAAACAUUAUUGUUGUGUUUUUCAAUAAAAAAAGUUCGUACUUAAGCAUGUAUGAAUCAAUACUCUCGCCACCUUCAUUAAGAACACCACUUAAUAAAAGGGGUUAAAAAUUCUGGCAUUGGCCGUUCUUCAAAGCAGGAAUAUGCCAGACAUAAACACGCUUUUGCUGUUAUCAAUUUCUUAAUUGAGCAAGAUUGUCCUGGAAUAAAAGCCUCAUCCAUUAUAUCUCAUUGUGCAGAAAGUAGGUAAAUUCGGUGGAUUAAAAUCAAGUUAUUCAGGUGCAUUCUGUGGGGAGAUGAUACAAAAAAUGCGGUUUGUAAAGUGUUCCAAUUAAGCUGGAGUGGGUUAUCUUUAAACAUUUGGGGGUUAUGUUUUUUUUAUCUCCAGAAGACCACUCCAAUGUGAAUGUGGUAUAAUUAUCAUGGUGCAUUGUGGUUCUGAAGAUAACCAUUGCACCAAACUGUAGUCUACAUUUAUUUGUGUGUAUAUGAAUAUGUACAGCCAUAUUGUAAAUCCACUGCUGAGUGAAGACCUCCCCCACGUAGUGUGGGUUAUUUAACCAUGCUGUUUUCUGCAGAUUGAAGGCGGAGAGCAUAGACGUGGGAGUAUAGUAAAAUGGAUUUUGCCGCACUGCCCUCUAGUUUCCACAACGUAGCCCCGUUAACAACCCAUUUUAUGCACGAUGGUCACAUCCAGUACGACCCAAAAACACUCAACAUAUUUGUGAACACUGCCUUCAAAAUAUAUAAUUGGAGACGUUUUGGGCAGUGGCUCUAUCUUAAUAGCGCCAUCCAGAUCAACGUCCAGCAUCUGAUGAGAUCAUCACAUUCCAGGUGAUCUGGUCAUUGGAUUUUGGUUUAGUUUUAAUGAAGGUGGCGAUUCGAGUUGUACUUUAAGUACCAGGGUUGUUUGUUCGUGAUGGUGGUGGUAAAGUAUUUUCAUUGUGAAUUUGUGCUCACACCACUGCCUGCCAACACGGUCACCUAAGUUGUUUUGAUUGACAUUGUCCAGAUUGCUGUGGGUCACACUUUGCUGUUGCUUCAACUCUCAAACACUAAUUUACAAGAAGCGAAAAGGAAUAAAGAUAUUGGACA
Messenger RNA from Petromyzon marinus (sea lamprey), 2895 nucleotides. It is a transcript of the gene SCOC, whose product is annotated as short coiled-coil protein. Gene Ontology annotation, cellular component: trans-Golgi network. Lineage: Eukaryota; Metazoa; Chordata; Hyperoartia; Petromyzontiformes; Petromyzontidae. The record is from RefSeq and is a predicted model, not a curated record.